Botrytis sinoallii is the source of this 570-nucleotide messenger RNA. RefSeq lists its product as uncharacterized. The coding region runs from base 1 to 570 and encodes 189 amino acids. Gene Ontology annotation, cellular component: mitochondrion. The transcript is spliced from 2 exons. NCBI's taxonomy places the organism in Eukaryota, Fungi, Ascomycota, Leotiomycetes, Helotiales, Sclerotiniaceae. The record is from RefSeq and is a predicted model, not a curated record. Gene Ontology annotation, biological process: riboflavin biosynthetic process; FMN biosynthetic process. Gene Ontology annotation, molecular function: riboflavin kinase activity.
AUGCCGACCAAAGAACCCCGCCCUCUAAUUGUCGGUUCGGAAAGCGGUCCCGAAUCUCCCUAUCCGUUACGAAUGGAAGGGGAGGUGGUUUCUGGUUUUGGUCGCGGAUCUAAAGAACUCGGAAUCCCCACCGCCAACAUCCCCGUCACAAACGUCCCCUGGAUCGACACCGCCCCCUCAGGCGUCUACUUCGGCCACGCCGCCCUGGACCUCCCACCCACGCACCCCGAACUCCAAACCCCCUCCCCAUCCACCCCUCCCACCUCCCAAACCACCCGCCUCUACCCCAUGGUAAUGUCCAUCGGCUACAACCCCUUCUACCGCAACACGGUGCGCUCCGCCGAAGUACACCUGCUGCACAAGUUUUCCCACGAUUUCUACGGGAGCCACAUGCGCGUCGAGAUUCUGGGGUAUAUUCGUCCGGAGCUGGAUUAUGUGGAUAAGGAGUCUUUGGUUCGGGAUAUCGAGAUGGAUAUUGAGGUUGCGAGGGGGAGUUUGGCGAGGGAGAAUUGGGGGGUGGAGAAGAGGUAUGCUGGUUGUUGGGGGGAGAGGCGGGGAAGAGUGAAAUAG